Messenger RNA from Epinephelus moara (kelp grouper), 7286 nucleotides. RefSeq names its product NACHT, LRR and PYD domains-containing protein 3-like. The record is from RefSeq and is a predicted model, not a curated record. Bases 472 to 5265 code for a protein of 1597 amino acids. Lineage: Eukaryota; Metazoa; Chordata; Actinopteri; Perciformes; Serranidae. The transcript is spliced from 19 exons. Gene Ontology annotation, biological process: regulation of apoptotic process. Gene Ontology annotation, molecular function: protein binding.
GAUCUGGCACCGUUUUGGCAGAGCAGUGGCCAACCUGUUCGCAACCGGGGACAAUGCGCAUUAGGGUUUAGCGGGUUUCGAGCCUGUGGAAUCAGGCAGCAUUAAGUGGUUGUCUCUUAAAGUAUUUUUUCUCUUGGCAGUGACAUCACCCAAAAGAGUGGGGGAACUGUAUGCCUGCAUUCCUGUCAAAAGAAAUCACAGACUUUCAUUUGAAUCAGUCGGUGGAGUUGCGGCCCUACAACCCCCCAAAGAGGGUGGUGAAGGUCAAGAAGACUCAAAUCUCUGUCCUGUUAGAGCCUCGAAGGUCUAUGUCCGGCGCACUGAAGCAUUUAGAAAGACAGAAACAACUCUUUGUCUGCUUUAAGGUCCAGUGCCAGGGCCAGCCGGUGUCAAAGGCUAGGCUGUCUCGUUGGGUCGUGGAGACAAUUCAGCAGGCUUACAGAGGUGCUGGCAUGGUGCAGGCCUUGUGGCAUGGUCCCACCCUCUCAGAGACAGGUGAAGAUGAGUGAUGUGGAGAAAGAGGAGGACAGAACAGAGUCUGCAGUUUUCAGCUCUCUGUCUAUGAAACGUGACCAGUCCAAAGGUUGUCCUCCAGUCUCCAGUAAUAAACCUGGACCCUCAGACAAAAAAAGAAAGAAGAAGAGGAGUCAUGUUUUUGUGGAGGAGCAACUGUCCUGCUGUGUUUUGUGUCAGGAUGUCCUCAAGGAUCCAGUCUCUACCAGCUGCGGACACUGGUUCUGCAGACAGUGCAUCACCUCAUACUGGGACCAGUCUGCUUCAUCAGGAGACUCCUCCUGUCCUCAGUGUGGAAAAAGAUUCAGAACAAGAGCUGGAAUGCAAAUGACCUGUCAGAUCAGCACAGUUCAAAUGGAUGCUGGUCUGCAGGAGGUUUUAGAUGAACAUAAGAUCGUUCUGAAGAGGAGAUGUGAAUGUGUGACUGAGGGAACUGAUGAAACAGGAAGUGGAACCCUCCUCAACAGGAUCUACACUGAGCUCUACAUCACAGAGGGACAGAGUGAAGAGGUUAAUACCCAACAUGAGGUGAGGCAGCUGGAGACAGCCUCCAAGAUGAAGACCCUCCAUGACACUCCAAUCAAAUGCCACGACAUCUUUAAAGCCUUUCCCGAUCAACAGGAACACAUCAGAGUCAUUCUGACAAACGGUGUCGCUGGAAUUGGAAAAACCUUCACAGUGCUGAAGUUCACUCUGGACUGGGCCGAGGGUUUGGAAAACCAAGAUAUCAGUCUGGUGAUUCUGCUUUCGUUCAGGGAGCUGAACUUGAUCAAAGAUGAGCAGUACAGCCUUCUCAAGCUGCUCCAUGUUUUCCAUCCAACAUUACAGAAGGUCACAGCAGAGGACCUCGCUGUCUGUAAAGUUCUGUUCAUCUUUGACGGUCUGGAUGAAAGCAGACUUUCAUUGGAUUUCCACAACAAUGAGGUUGUGUCUGAUGUCACACAGGAGUCAUCAGUCAACUUGCUGUUGACAAACCUCAUCAAGGGGAAUCUGCUUCCCUCAGCUCUAGUCUGGAUAACUUCCCGACCUGCAGCAGCCAAUCAGAUCCCUCCUGCAUGUGUUGACAGGGUAACAGAAGUAAGAGGCUUCACUGACCCGCAGAAAGAGGAGUACUUCAGGAGGAGAGUCAGUGAUGAAGAGCUCUCCAGCAGAAUCAUCUCACACAUCAAGACUUCCAGGAGCCUCCACACCAUGUGUCUAAUCCCAGUCUUCUGCUGGAUCACUGCUACAGUUCUGGAUCACAUGUUGACCACAGAGCAAAGAGGAGAGCUGCCCAAGACCCUGACUGAACUGUACUCACACUUCCUGCUGGUUCAGACAAAGAGGAAGAAGCAGAAGUAUGAUGAGGGACAUGAGACAUGUCCACAGGAGCUGACAGAGGCAGACAGGGACAUUCUCCUGAAGCUGGGGAGGCUGGCGUUUGAACAUCUGGAGAAAGGAAACAUCAUGUUCUACCAGGAAGACCUGGAGCAGUGUGGUCUUGAUGUCACAGAGGCCUUGGUGUACUCAGGAGUUUGUACAGAGAUCUUCAAAAGAGAGUGUGUGAUCUUCCAGAAAUCAGUCUACUGCUUCGUUCAUCUGAGCGUUCAGGAGUUUCUGGCUGCAGUCUACAUGUUCCACUGUUACACCAACAGGAAGACAGAGGUACUGGAGGACUUCCUGAAUGAUGAGGAUGAUAGCGAUGAAAAUUACUGUGAAAACGAUGAUGAUGAUAAUGAAGAUGUGAGGGAAGGUGAUUUUUGGGAGAUGGAUGAUGAUAAUUAUAAUGAAGAGGGGGAGGAAGAUGUUGUUGGGGAGAUGGAUGAUGAUAAUUAUAAUGAAGAGGGGGAGGAAGAUGCUUUUGGGGAGAUGGUUGGUGAUGAUGCUGACAGAGACGUAGGUGAGUUCCUGAGGAGGGUCAUGGAGAAAUCCCUGAAGAGCAAAAAUGGUCACCUGGACCUGUUUGUUCGCUUCCUUCAUGGUCUCUCUCUGGAGUCCAACCAGAGACUGUUAGGAGGUCUGUUGGGUCAGACAGACAACAGUCCAGAAAUCACCCAGAGAGUCAUCAAAAACUUGAAGGAGAUGAGCAGUGAUGAGAUCUCUCCUGACAGAAACAUCAAUAUCUUCCACUGUCUGGUGGAGAUGAACGACCACUCAGUUCAUCAGGAGAUCCAAGAGUUCCUGAAGUCAGAGAACAGAUCAGAGAAGAAACUCUCUGAGAUCCACUGCUCAGCUCUGGCCUACAUGCUGCAGAUGUCAGAGGAGGUUUUGGAUGAGUUGGACCUGGAGAAAUAUAACACAUCAGAGGAGGGACGACUGAGACUGAUUCCAGCUGUGAGGAACUGCAGAAAGGCUCGACUUUAUAACUGUGGACUCUCAGAGACUCACUGUGAAGUUGUGGCCUCAGCUCUGAAGUCCAGCCCCUCCCAUCUGACAGAGCUGGACUUGAGUUACAACAAGCUGUAUGAUCCAGAAGUGAAGCUACUUUCUGCUGGACUGGAGAGUCCACACUGUAGACUGGAGACUCUGAGAUUGAGUCACUGCAGUUUGUCAGAGAUCAGCUGUGUUUCUCUGGCAUCAGCUCUGAAGUCCAACCCCUCCCAUAUGACAGAGCUGGACCUGAGAGAAAACUACUACUUGAAGGAUUCAGGAAUGAUGCUGCUGCGUGAUUUUCUGGAGAGUCCACACUGUAGACUGGAGACUCUUAGAUUGAUGGACUGCAGUUUGUCAGAGAUCAGCUGUGUUUCUCUGGCGUCUGCACUGAAGUCCAACCCCUCACAUCUGACAGACCUAGACCUGAGUCACAAUAACCUGCAGGAUUCAGGAGUGAAGCUGCUGUGUGAUUUUUUGAAGAGUCCACACUGUAGACUGGAGACUCUAAGAUUGUGCCACUGCAGUUUGUCAGAGGUCAGCUGUGUUUCUCUGGCCUCAGCUCUGAAGUCCAACCCCUUGCAUAUGACAGAGCUGGACCUGAGUGAAAAUGACCUGCAGGAUUCAGGAGUGAUGCUGCUGCGUGAUUUUCUGGAGAGUCCACACUGUAGACUGAAGACUCUGAGAUUGAGUGAGUGCAGUUUAACAGAGAUCAGCUGUGAGUCUCUAGCCUCAGCUCUAAAGUCCAACUCUUCCCAGCUGAGAGAACUGGACCUGAGUGACAACAUGUUGCAGGAUUCAGGGGUGAAGAUGCUGGCUGUUGGAUUGGAGAGUCCAAAGUGUCGACUGGAGACUCUAAAACUGAGUCAUUGCCGCUUGUCAGAGAUCAGCUGUGUUUGUCUGAUCUCAGCUCUGAAGUCCAACCCAUCCCAUCUGAGAGAGCUGGAGCUGACUUACAAUUACCUGCAGGACACAGGAGUGAAGCUGCUGUCUGAUCUUGUGAAGAGUCCACACUACAGACUGGAAACUCUGAGUGCAGUCACACUGACUGUAGUCCAGAUGAGUGAUUUGGAGAAAUUACUUGAACCCUGCUCACCUACACCUGUCAGACAUGAUGGAGCAGAGCCCUCCAUGUCAAAGACAAACCUCGAUGCGUCUGAGGUCAUAAGAGAGGAGAGUGUGAAUGAAGAGGAUCAGCUGUGUCCUGAUGAUCCAGAGAGGUUGAAGCAGCAGCAGCUUGUGUGUGAAGAGGAUCUGAACACAAAUGACACGUUAAGUUUCACACCUGAAAUGCUGACAGAGUCUGGAAAGACUUCAUACAGGUUCAGGUGUCCUGGUCCAGGUGUGUUCCAGUGUGCUUUAACUGGAGUCGUGUUUGUUGUGGCCCAGGAGGCGGAGCUGCUGUACAGCAUUGUCCAAUGGGAUGAGAUCAUCCUCCAGACAGCUGGCAAGAUGGCUGCAGGGCCACUAUUCAAAAUCACGUGUUCAGAGGAUGCUGCUGUCUGUCAGCUCCACCUUCCACACUGUGAAACAAAGGAGGCAUUGCUGAUUAAUGGCCUGUUGUCUGUCGUCCACAUCACUGAUGAUGGAAUGAGCAUCUUGAAGCCGUUGAAGAUUACAGACACUCAUGUGAUUGUGAAGGUCCCUCACCUCUCUGCCUUCGGUCUGAUCUGGGAUUACAUCAAAAGGCUUCUGAACUUCAAACUGCCAAUAACUUGCCAAGUUCUACUGUUCCUCAGACCUCCGAGCAGAAGGCAUCAAGUACUCAAUGUAUUACUGCUGCCCAGCAAUGUCCCUCUGAAUGAGGUUGAAGAGAAACAAAGAGGCGCUGAGUACAUCCCGAUUGCUUCCAACUGUCUCCUUCGCUUUGGUCAAAGUUACAGUUUUCACUGUGAACCUCAGAGCUUCAAAAUACAGCCUGAGUGUGAACAAUUUCGCUCAGAUUAUGGACCAAAUUAUCAUCCGACAUUUGAAGUUUUCCUGACAACGAUCCCAGAGGAAUUAACUUUGAUGGUCCAGGACCAAGGGAGGCAAGAAGUCUGGAAACGUGACGUGGAUCUGAUAGGUUCAAAAAGGGACAUUCCACAGAGUAAUGUCCCAGAAGAGGACAGUGUCCAAGCAGAGGACAACGUCCCAGCAGACAAGUUGCUGUUCUCAGUUCGGGCAGAGUUUGUAAGCAGAGUGUCUGAGCCUAAUCUGAACAAGCUUCUGGAUAAACUCCUUGAGUGUCAUGUUAUAAAUGAUGAAGAAAUGCAGUCAGCCAGAACAAAAGUCAGAGCAGACAAAGCACGACAUGUGAUCGACACGGUGCGAAACAAGGGAACUGAAGCCAGUUCAGUUUUGAUCGCUGCUCUCUGUGAGGUGGAUUCACAUCUUUCCAGAGUGCUGCUGAAAUUAAGCUGAAGAAAAAACAAGAAACUGUGGAGUGCGGUGAUGAAUCUCUACAAGAGCUGACUCUACCACCAGCUCAGUGGCCUAGUGGUAGAGUGUCCGCCCUGAGACUGGGAGGUCGUGGGUUCGAUCCCCAGCCGGGUCAUACCAAAGACUAUAAAAAUGGGACCCAUUGCCUCCCUGCUUGGCACUCAGCAUCAGGGGUUGGAAUUGGGGGGUUAGAUCACCACAUGAUUCCUGAGCGCAGCACCGCUGCUGCUCACCGCUCCCUCAGGGGAUGGGUCAAAUGCGGAGAACAAAUUUCACACACUCAGGUGUGUGGCAAUCAGUGGAACUUUACCUUACCUUUAACUUUACUUCUUGUCAUUUUUGAAUGACAAGUUUUGCCUUUAAAGCCUGUUUCUAUAUUUUUAAAGAUAUUUUUGGGGCUUUUUUGCCUUUAGGGCAGAUAUAGCCCAAAAGAGGGAGAGAGAGUGGGGAUGAAGGUUGGGUUGGAAUCAAACCUGUGGCCACUGCAGAGGACUCAGCCUUUGAAUAUGCGGUGCACACUCUACCAGGUGAGCUAGGGGGUGCCCCAAGCUUUUUUUUUUUCCUAAUAAGUUGACUUUCACUCUGAAAGUAAUGCAGUCAAGUGAAGAGGGAAAACAGGGAGAGGAAAAGGGGACAAAAUAGCCUAUCAGAGUGUUGUCUUUGUUUUUUGCCACUAGAUGGAGGCAGUACUUCACUGAUGGGCAAAGAUGAUGCAGCUGAAGUAUCUGGUAGACGUGAUAAUCAGAAAAAAAAUGAUAAAGAAUUCUAAGUGAAGAUUAUACACUUUUACCACUUGUAUGAAACCACUUAAGCAUCUCAAGCCUGUGGUCACAUAGUGUUUUUCUUUGGCAGUCAGUUCAGUGGCAGGGUGCUUGGUUUAAUGACAUGCUGCAUUUGGCUUUUUUUUCUGACAUCAUGGCAUUAUUGUUAGCUUGAUAGUUAACAUAACGCUACAUUAACAGAGGGUUGACUACACAGUUAACAAGCUUAAAAUGGAAACACAACACCCACCAUCAAUAUUCAGUGUCCAGCCCAUUUGCUCCCACAAAUGGACUUUUCUGUCUUUGCUUUUGUAGUUUCUGACUGACCAACACAUUUUCAUCCCAACUGGUCAAAUACCACCGCUUUGUCAGUGGACAUACAAGUCAGAAUAUGAUGCACUAGGUAGCCUCUUGUGUCAGUUUAAGAUGUUCAGGGACAACAUGUCAAUUUAUGCGUGUUUCAUGCAUUAUGUGUUUUCAAGAGAUACUUUAAUUUUCAUGGGAAAUGUACAGUUUUGCUCAUUACAUGCAUACAGUUUUUUUUUUUUUUUUUUUAAAUAAAGUUACAGCGUAAGUUUAACAGUUUGUUUUUACGUUGAUUUUCUUAGGUUUAGGCAACAAAAGCACAUGUUCAGGUUGAGAAAAACAAAACAAAACAAAAAAAACAUCAUGGUUUGGCUGAACAGUGGGCUCCAGGGUGAAACUCCAGAGCUUGUUUGACCCAUCCACCUCUCCUCCCAUCUGCCCUAUAUGGCCUUUGUAGCUCUUUACAUUACAGUAGUUGCUGAGGGUAUUGCAAACUGCUGCUAACUGGAACAUAUCAGGUUGUCUUUCUGCCUUCAUGUCUGACGCUGACAUCCACUGACAAAAAGCCAGUAUUUGAUGGCUUGUCUUGUUGCCCACCACCCCUAAAACUGACAUGCCUGGUGCGUGUGAUACCACCUGUAAAAGUGCUUCUGAGUGUUGUUCUCUGACACAGAAAUCAGAAAAAAGUAUUUGAUGAGUUGGAAGUGAGAAUGGGCUGGACUGACAUAUCAUACAGCUCAGGACAGACAGCAUCUAAAACAGCAGCAGUGACAACACUAGCACCUUUUUGAAAGGUUCAGAGAUUUUUAACUACAAGUGCUUGGAGUGACCACACAAAAAACCUCUGAAAAUGUUGGGCACUACACUUUCUUUCUAGGCUGUAAAAACGCUCUCCUCAUUUGGGAACAUUUGAAAAAAGAUGCCGGCACUGAGGAA